AGCCUGCACUAACGCAAAUAAUAAUUCAGCGCCUUUAGAACUUGUCGUUAGCAAUAAUUAUAUACAAUACUGAACUGUGGUACCAGCGAUGAAGCGGCAUGCAUAAGAAGGAGGCAGGUCAGUCAUUUAGAGACUUUUGACGUAUUUACAGUUAACGUUAACUCCGCGUUGAAAUGUGGCAAAGAGCGGGGAAUCGACCAUAUAAUUCAAUUUGCUCACCUGGAAAUCUUAAGGCUUCUGCUGCAGAUUGGUUGAUCCGACAUCGGUAACCCAAACAACCGUGAGUCUGGCUUGUUGAAACUGCGAGAAAUUGUUGGGUUACCAAGUGAAGCGACCGUUGGAAUGGAAGAUAUCAAGUACAGUAUGCAGCACAGCUGUUUUGUCGAUCGCGAUCCAAAAGCUGCGGAAAGAUUAUGAUCACAGCAAACGAAAUGUUUUUCAACGACCAUAAACACAAAGCAGUCUGUCACCUAAGUGAAAGACUGCUCGUACAUUUGAAAGGAGAAGAUGGACUGGAACACUGCGGAAUGGUGACAGGUGCUUGUCGAGUUUUUCAACUGCCGGGAUUUAUUGUCGACUUUGGGUUUCCGGGAAAACCACUGAAAAAAUGGAUCUCCUUUGUAUAAUUUUAUCAUCGCCUCGGAACGUGUAAACCAACUGGAAACCGUCGCUCUUGUGACAUUUGAAGCAGUGAUAUUCGACACAGAUAUCCAUUCACGGCUUUUACAGUGCCCGGUAGAUAUUGAAGUUUUUAAUGUAUAAUUAAAUCACUGUAUUUAAUUAUGGUUAAUUUCCAUGAGCGGAAGUUGUAUAGAAGUACUGCAUAUAUACAAUCCCGGUGCCUGUCACCUUAGUAACAGUUACCUCGCUGGUUAUAAUCAGAAAUGUCUCAUUAUGCAAGCGAUUGGUUUUCAAAGUUUCUUCCAGCUGCGGCUGCAUUUGUCAUUUUGAUGCUUAAACUGAAUUGUUCUGAAUGGUUCUGAUGGUUCUGAGUUCUGAACUGUUGAAUUUUACAAAUCGGACAUUUUACGAUAAUCGGUUAACUAUUGACCAGUUAAUUUUCAUCAUCACUCUCAAUCAUGGGACCGCCGUCUAUACGUGGCAGUUCGAAUCGUGGACGUGGACGCGGACGACCUCGAGGAACCAGCCGUGCCAGUUCCAGUAGGCCGGGCGUUAACACCCGCAGCAUACCUAAUAAUACCGGAACAACUAAAAAGAAAUCGGUAGCAGAUGAACUCGCUCAGUUGAAGAAACAAAUCGCAGACCUUUCGGCUUCUGUUGCUACAGUAAUCCCUGCAACAGAUCAAAGUACCCGUUCAUUUUCACCAGCAACGCGCCGGGUUCGAAUUCAUGAUGCCGGGAAAUCCGACUUACCACAUUCACAAGACCAACACCUUUCCCCAGUUUCAGAGCCAGGUAAAGAUUUCACUUUAGACGGCACUAAAGGCAUUGACUUUAGUAGUAAUAAUACUACUGCCGCUCUUAACCGUAAGGCCGUUGUUAUCCUGGAAUCGUUGCCGGAAAACGUUAAGACUUUAUUACCACCGGUUGAUGAUAAUGCGCUCCUGUUCAAGUUAUUCAGUAAAAAGGAAUUCGUGAAUCUUAACGACCUUUUAUUGAACAACCGCACCCCGCAUGCUUCCUCCAGUUCCAAGAGCAAUGCCUCAAAAAUUGAGCAGAUUCGCGAUCACCACCAGUGGUCGAGAGCUUUUAAUGUGCUGAAGAUGUACCGUUGCGCCAUAUACCCGGAACUGUGGCUACCGAUGACCAAGUAUAUGGACCACAUCGCCCAAAUUGCGGCGCCUAAAGGAAUUACACCUGAACAGUGGCUUGCUUAUGACCGCCAGUUCCGUUUAGCGAUUUGUCGCAACCCAGACGACGCCAUGCAGUGGUCUCGUAAAAAUGAUGACGCUUAUGCUGAGUACUUGUCACAACCACUCGGGCUUGAUUUUGAUCAACCUGCAGUCGGUGUGGGCAAAACUAUUAUUCAGUGUUUUCACUGCCUUGAAUACGGACACAUCCGGCCGGAAUGUCCAUUGCUGCGUAGUGCUACCAGCAAUCGUCGGACUUCAUGGGUUGGGCAGUCGUUUCUCAACUUCCCCGCCGGCAACGGGGGACCUAAACCUGACGAAAUCUGCCAGUUGUGGAAUAAAGGACAAUGUACUACCGGCUUGCUCUGCCGAUACGGCCGCCAACAUCGGUGUGCAAACUGCGGUCAACGCGAACAUCGAGAGCCACAGUGCAAAGCGAAAGUGCACAGCAGUAAUUCCUAAAAAUAUCGCAACCCCGCUGAAGGCAGAUGCAUUCGCUCAUUUCCUUAAAGAACAUCCUGAUCAACAGUUCGUAUCAUAUUUACUGAACAUCUUACGAUAUGGCGCCGACAUUGGUUAUCGUGGUCCGAAGCGUAGUAUGCGCACACCAAAUGCUGCAUCUGCUCGUAUUUAUGCUACGCAUCUUCAGUCGCAAAUUGAUUCAGAAGUGUCGCUAUUACACUCUGUCGGUCCAUUCAGCAGCCCGCCUUUUCCUACAUUUGUUAUAAAUUCGCUCGGAGUAAGACCUAAACCGGAUGGGAAAUUUCGCAUUCUCAUGGAUAUGUCGCGCCCAGCCGGACACAGUGUGAACGAUUAUAUUAGUAAAGAGGAUUAUUCCUUAGCUUUCUGCAAUGUCGACGAUGCUGUGAAUAUUCUCCUGCAAUUGGGUAAAGGUGCUCUUAUGUCUAAAUUUGAUAUUCAGCAUGCGUUGCGUUUUGUGCCAGUCAGACCGGCUAUUGGUAUCUGCUUGGCUACCAGUGCAAUGACCUUUUUUACUUCGACAUUGUUCUACCUUUCGGCUCGCGUUUUUCACCUUUUUUAUUCUGUUUAAUUUCGGAUGCAGUUCAUUUGGUGUUUGUGCAUCUUACUGGGCAUAAGUUCAUGUUACACUAUGUUGAUGAUUUUUUCCUUGCAACACAUUCUAAUCAGCAACUCUGCUCUGAACUCAUGGAUAAAUUCUCCGAACU
Molecule: messenger RNA, 2998 nt
Organism: Paramacrobiotus metropolitanus
Lineage: Eukaryota; Metazoa; Tardigrada; Eutardigrada; Parachela; Macrobiotidae
Exons: 3
Coding region: 1080-2273 (397 amino acids)
Molecular function (GO): zinc ion binding; nucleic acid binding
Source: RefSeq, a predicted model, not a curated record